Molecule: messenger RNA, 2028 nt
Organism: Acaulospora morrowiae
Lineage: Eukaryota; Fungi; Glomeromycota; Glomeromycetes; Diversisporales; Acaulosporaceae
Source: the annotation of a GenBank genome assembly
AUGUCCGGUUUAACAAAGUUUGUCCGUUCUACGUCUAUUGUGUCAAGAGCGUGGAAGUCCGCGCGACCAACCGCUGGAACCUUAAUAAGUCACAAUCGACUAUACGGUACCAAUGUCGGUGGACCAGUAAUAGGCAUAGAUUUGGGCACGACCAAUUCCUGUGUUGCCAUCAUGGAAGGGAAAGCUGGAAAGGUUAUUGAAAAUGCAGAAGGUGCAAGAACGACUCCAUCAAUAGUUGCAAUAACGAAGGAUAAUGAGUUAUUGGUUGGUCAGGCAGCUAAACGUCAGGCUGUGGUAAAUCCUGAGAACACAGUUUUCGCUACCAAAAGAUUGAUAGGCCGUUCGUUUGAUGAUCCGAUUGUUAAACACGAUGCCAAUUCGGUUCCAUAUAAAAUCGUUCGGCAUUCUAACGGAGACGCUUGGGUACAUAUUAUGGGAAAAAAUUACUCACCGUCGCAAGUGGGUGCCUUCAUCUUGACCAAAAUGAAGGAGACCGCGGAGGGAUAUCUAGGAAAAAAGGUUCAUCAUGCCGUGAUUACCGUACCUGCCUACUUUAACGAUGCUCAACGUCAGGCGACUAAAGAUGCCGGAAAAAUUGCUGGACUUGAAGUACUCAGAGUCAUUAAUGAACCAACUGCUGCUGCACUUGCUUACGGACUAGACAAAAGUGGCGACAAGGUGGUGGCAGUAUAUGAUCUUGGUGGUGGUACCUUCGAUAUCUCUAUACUUGAGAUACAGAACGGUGUGUUCGAGGUGAAGAGCACAAACGGUGAUACCGCCCUUGGUGGCGAGGAUUUUGAUGCGACUUUGGUAAAAUUCAUCGUCGAAGAAUUCAAGAAAGAACAAUUGAUCGAUCUAACUGGUGAUCGUAUGGCCAUACAACGUAUCCGUGAAGCCGCUGAAAAAGCAAAAAUCGAACUCUCCUCAACUGUGCAAACCGACAUUAACUUACCAUAUAUUACAGCCGACGCGUCCGGACCAAAACACAUAAACAUCAAAUUGACCAGGUCCAAGUUUGAAGCUUUAACUAAGGACUUGGUCGAGAGAACAAUUGAACCUUGCAAGAAAGCAAUCUUGGAUUCUCAAGUUAAACCCUCUAACAUUAACGAAGUGAUUCUGGUUGGUGGUAUGACCAGGAUGCCAAAGGUAUAUGAGACGGUAAAAUCAUUAUUUGGCAAGGAACCAAGUAAAAGCGUGAAUCCCGAUGAGGCUGUAGCUCUUGGUGCUGCAAUCCAAGGAGGUGUACUCUCUGGGAGUGUUACGGACAUUUUAUUGUUAGACGUGACUCCCCUUUCUCUCGGUAUUGAAACCCUUGGAGGUGUCUUUUCUAGGUUAAUAAACCGUAAUACGACCAUUCCAACUAAAAAGUCCCAAGUCUUUUCUACCGCCUCAGAUGGUCAAAGUGGAGUGGAUGUACGCGUUUAUCAGGGAGAACGUGAGUUCUGUCGUGAUAACAAACUUUUAGGAAACUUCAGAUUAGACGGUAUUCCACCUGCACCCAAGGGUGUUCCACAGAUCGAAGUUACAUUUGACAUUGACGCCGAUGGUAUUGUGAACGUGUCAGCAAAAGAUAAAGCCACGAAUCGAGAUCAAUCAAUCACAAUCACUGCUUCCUCGGGUCUCUCAUCCUCCGAAAUAGAAAACAUGGUAGCUGAUGCCGAAAGGUAUGCUGAGAGUGAUCAAAAACGUAAGGCUGUGAUUGAGGCCAAGAAUCAUGCGGACAGCGUCAUACAUGAGACCUUGAAGCACUUGGAUGAAUACAAGGAUUCAAUUUCGGAAGAAGAAUCAAAGAAAAUUAAAGAUCAAAUCCAAGUGUUGCAAGACACCAUUUCUAAAAAUGAAGAUUCCGUGGAUGCCGAAAACAUAAAGAAGGAAAUACACGAGCUGCAACAGAGUAGCUUGAAGUUAUUCGAGAUGGUUUAUAAGAAAUCGCAAGCGAAUAAUGAACAAUCAUCAAAACCUUCGUCAACGUCUUCGGAAGGUGAAGAAUCUAGCACAUCAUCAUCUACGUCAUCUGGUUCCUCGUGA